AUGGGGGAUUCUGGUGGCGGAUGUGUGCCCUCAGACCCCGAUUUAGCUGCAGAAUACGAUGUUCAAGAGGUACUGGGAGAGCAGUUCACGCGCGAUCUUGAAUUCUUGGAACUCAGGGCUGUAGAAAUAGACAGAUGCAACACGCAAACUGCGCUGAAGCUUACGGAGGCCACGCGGAAGGUCUUGCUACCAGGGAACUUGCAAUAUGUGCGAAUGUGCAAGCCGAUCGACCAACAGCGCCUGUUGCUCAUAUACGGCAGAGACUCCGAGGCGCCCUUCCGCUCCGAAUUCGAGCAGAAUGGCAUACAAAUACAUUCCGAACGUACAGUCAAGGUUCCGCGCCACUCCCCCAGUACCCUGGAACAGUAUCAUCAGUGGUCUAAGCAUUGGCCCCUGAAGUACCUAAAACCAAGCGUGACGCCGCUCAAGAUCACCAAGGCACUGAAAGACAAGAUGCUGGGCAUGAUUCAGACCGCCCUUAAAGAGUCCCGCAACAAUCAAGGCAAAGCCGUAUGCAUUAUCACGCACAACGAUCGCAUUAUCGCAAAGGCAGUCGAUGAACGAGAUGCCAACAUACUCGACCACGCAGCGCUUCUGGCUAUUAGAAAGGUGGCGCAGUUGCAGAAGAAUGACCCAAAACGCAUGUAUAACGCAAAGAGGAGGUUCACGGGGUCACACAAUGGAAGCGAUAACGCAGCAGAACCAGAGGCGGAGGAGCCUGCGGACGAUGUCGAGAUUCCGGAUUACCUGUGCACACAAUGCGAAGUUUACAUGAGCCAUGAGCCGUGCUGUAUGUGCGCAAUGGCGCUGUUACACUCCAGGGUGGCGAGCGUGGCGUUCUUCCAUCCGAACGCACUCAUAGGCGCGCUGGGAUCCGUACACAGCAUACACAAUACCAGACAACUAAACCACCACUUUCGCGCAUUUGCCAUUAAACGAAUAUAA
Babesia bigemina is the source of this 945-nucleotide messenger RNA. Its product is annotated as -tRNA-specific adenosine deaminase-like protein 3. Gene Ontology annotation, cellular component: cytoplasm; nucleus. The record is from RefSeq and is a predicted model, not a curated record. Gene Ontology annotation, molecular function: tRNA-specific adenosine-34 deaminase activity. The transcript has 3 exons. Bases 1 to 945 code for a protein of 314 amino acids. Lineage: Eukaryota; Apicomplexa; Aconoidasida; Piroplasmida; Babesiidae.